Gadus morhua (Atlantic cod) is the source of this 1616-nucleotide messenger RNA. RefSeq names its product cell growth regulator with EF-hand domain 1 (gene cgref1). The record is from RefSeq and is a predicted model, not a curated record. Lineage: Eukaryota; Metazoa; Chordata; Actinopteri; Gadiformes; Gadidae. The coding region runs from base 304 to 1098 and encodes 264 amino acids. Gene Ontology annotation, molecular function: calcium ion binding. The transcript has 7 exons.
AGGAGGUACGUGGCGCUGCCGGGGGAGUGGAGCAGCGUAGGACUCUUCCUCCGACAUCUCCCAAGGCCCCGCACACACAAAAGGGCGCGGGCUUCCACGUGGACUCUGUCAUUGACCAAAACAAUUUGUGUGCGCGUGGAACCCGCGGCGGCUCGUGGCUGACGUUGCGCAGUGCGGACACUCCGUGCGUUGCGAGCGUAGCGGGACAGCGGCAUUCUUCCUCUCUUUAUACCCACUCUCAAUUCUCUUUCUCUCUCUCCCUGAAGAUUAAUACACACAUUGUUGGGCAGACUUUGUUCCAAUAUGCUGAAAGGCGUACCAGCUGUGCCUCACCUGGAGAGCCUCAUCCCACGGCUCACGUGUCUCUGCCUGCUGGCGCACCUAUGCCUGGGCGCCCGGGUGCCAGGGGCUACGAGAGAGGAGUCCGGUCUGGUUAACCCCCUCGGAGCCGGGGAAGAGGAGCGCAGGUUGCUGCAGAGUUACAUUCAAGCCCAUCUCAAAGAGGGUGAAGGAUCGGAUGUCAGCACAUGGGAACAAGCUGUGUUCUUCCUGUUUCAUCUGUAUGAUUUUGAUCGAAGCGGACACAUCGAUGGCCUAGAGAUGAUGAAGCUACUGUCAGACUACAAUUCUCACGCACCACGUGAAGCAAGUUCUAAUGAGCCGAUUGUAACCAUGGUAGAUUUCUUACUCAAGACGAGGGAUCUGAACCAGGAUGGGCUACUGGCUCCCUCUGAGCUGCUAUCUUCACCCUUGCCUUACAUUCAGGAUUCUGACGACGAGGCUUUGCAGCAAGGGGAAGUGGCGGUCGAGGAGAAGCUGGUGGCGCCUGAAGACAGCUUGAAGACAGGAGGUGAAGAGCUGAAGAAGGAGGCGGAGGAGGAGGAGAUUCAGCCAGGAGGAGAGCAUGAAGAUAACACUCACCGGGAGAAAGAGGUCGGGCAUAAGGAAGAAGUGCCCCUCGAUCAGGUUUUAGAGGACAACGAAAGGGAACAGAAGGAACUUGAUGAACUACAAAUCCAAAAAGCCCCUGCUCCAGUGGAACAGGGCGAGGGACCACAACAAGGAGUAUUAGUGCACCAUGGACAACCAGAGAUGUGAACAAGAACUAACACGCAAGGACCCAAACACACCUAGCCUAGCUCUGCCCUGAAGAAUUAGCAGAAUGAAUAAAGUGUAAGCUUUCUGUGACUCAAGGGACAACAAUCACAAUAACAAGUCCUUUAGUGCUUCUGGUCCAUCAGGUAGACAAACGGACACUGAGUUGUUCCUCAUAACGAUGGUGCCGAGACAAGAGCUAAUUCACUAGUUCACAGGUUUGGUGUAUAGAUAGAUACUCUUCAUUAUUAUGUCUCCAUCAGAGAUGGAAUAAUAAACAAUCAUUAAAUUAAGUAAAUCUCAAUUUGUUAUGGUAAAUUACGGUUAAACCAACAUCACAAAACAAGCAAUGCAAUAUUUGUACCCUUAAGAAAAUAGUUUUUAAGAUCCUAAAAAUGAGGGCGUAAUUUAGGAAUAUAAUUGAACUUAAUUAUGCCUGUUUAUGUCCAUACUUUUGUUAAUAAAAGUUUAUUUUGGAAAAUAAUGAUGUCUUUCUGUAAUAAAAUAUAUUUAAAACCCUU